Molecule: messenger RNA, 7301 nt
Organism: Xenopus laevis (African clawed frog)
Lineage: Eukaryota; Metazoa; Chordata; Amphibia; Anura; Pipidae
Gene: znf395.L
Product: zinc finger protein 395 L homeolog
Exons: 10
Coding region: 520-2016 (498 amino acids)
Biological process (GO): regulation of transcription by RNA polymerase II
Cellular component (GO): nucleus
Molecular function (GO): RNA polymerase II cis-regulatory region sequence-specific DNA binding; DNA-binding transcription factor activity
Source: RefSeq, a predicted model, not a curated record
GAGCGCACACGUAUCGCACGCUGUUUAUUCCCCGCUGCUGCCUGUGUCUGUGCUGCGCAUGCGCGGGGUGGGCGUGUGUCGAGUGGCAGCCGGGCCUCCAAUAGGACGCGGAGGGCAGAGCAUGUGGGGAGCUUGUUUACAAUUAAAGCCCAGAGAAGAAGCUCUAACCCGGCCGGCAGGAGGAGCUGGAGGAGGCGGGAGGGAGGGGGAAGGAUCCCGACGCACUGACUUGUUGGACAGAAAACCCGGCGCGCGGCAUCUGGUACACAAACAGCCAAUCCUACUCCCCGCGCGCAUCAGCCUCUCCGCCUGGCCCAGCAAAUCCGGAGUGUUCGUCAUCCCAGUCCUCUGAUCCAGCUCGGGUUUUCCCUGCAGCUCAAUGUGAGGCUUGCGGAGCUGCUAUAGGGAGAGGGGAGGGAGAUCAGCGGCGGCAAGAAGCAAAAGCAGGGGGAGAGCGAGGGCACAUUCAUUCCCCAAACAAGCCCGUGGCAGGUCCCAUCGAGCGCAGGGCAGCUGACAAUGGCCAGCAUGCUGUCGAAACGUCUUGGCAAGAGGUCCCUCCUUGGGGCCAGAGUUUGCACCCCGACUUUGUCUGGAGAUGGAAUGUUGGUGGAUGGGCAGAUACAAGCAGAGAUGGCCGGUGGACUCAACGCUGGGGCAUUUGACGGCGGAUACUGCAAGGAAUACCCAGAGGAUGGCAGCUGCGCUUCCGCAAUCUCUCCUUCCAGCCGCUUUAAGUUGUAUCCCGGCCAAAAGGUUUAUAUCACGCACAAUGGUAAGGAGUAUGUUGGUUUGGUGGAGCAGCACAAUCACGUGGAUGAUGAGGUGAAGCUGUUUGUGUUUGAGCUGGGGCUUCACCUCUGCAGAAAGAUGGAGGACGUGCGCCUCGCUGAGACCCCAAAACCGUUGUCCUCACCGACUGAACAAACUCUUCCAACAAGCCCCGGGGCAACUUCCACCACUGCACAGAGAUCCGUGUCUCGCAGCAUUGAUGUCCCCAAAAGGAGGUCGGAUGCGGUAGAGAUGGAUGAGAUGAUGGCGGCUAUGGUACUGACCAGCUUAUCCUGCAGCCCCAUCGUACAGAGCCCCCCGUGCACUGACAGCAUCCCAGCUCCUCAAGUAACAUGUGACUUGUGGAAAGAGAGUGGAGAUGUGUCUGACAGUGGGAGCAGUACCACCAGUGGCCAUUGGAGCGCUGGCAGUGGGGUCUCCACUCCCUCUCCUCCUCAUACAGAAGCCAGCCCAAAGUACCCCAGCGAGGUCUUCAGCGCUUCCCACGUGGACGAGGGCUUUGAGACUGACCCCGAUCCAUUUCUGUUGGAUGAACCAGCGCCACGGAAGAGAAAGAACUCUGUUAAAGUCAUGUACAAGUGCCUGUGGCCAAACUGUGGGAAACUGCUUCGAUCCAUUGUCGGAAUUAAACGCCACGUGAAGACACAACACCUUGGCGAUGGCUUGGAUUCUGACCAGCGCAAGAGAGAGGAGGAUUUCUACUACACUGAGGUCCAAAUGAAGGAGGAUUCUGAAGCUGAGCCCACACCAAAAAGUCCAAUCACUGCCACUGCUCCCCUCCUGAUUCAGCCAGUGCCAGCCAAACCUGAGACCCAUGCUUUGGAGGUGCCAUCCAUAGAAUCUCCAUUGUCCAGUGCCCUCAGCCAGUCUGCUCCAGGCUCCUUUUGGCACAUCCAAGCUGAUCAUGCUUACCAGGCACUGCCUUCCAUCCAGAUUCCAGUUUCCCCUCAUAUCUUCACCAGUAUAAGUUGGGCAGCUGCUCAGUCUACAAUCCCGACACUUUCUCCGAUACGAAGUCGGUCACUCAGCUUCGGGGAACAGCAACAGCAGACGCCGUCGAUAAAGUCCCACCUCAUUGUGGCGUCUCCUCCUCGGGCAAGCAACGGCAACCGGAAAAUCCGCGGUGAAGCCAAGAAGUGCCGCAAAGUUUACGGCAUUGAGCAUCGAGAUCAGUGGUGCACGGCUUGCCGGUGGAAAAAGGCCUGUCAGCGGUUCCUGGACUGAGCGUGUAGACGCGCCGCUCUGCUGAGGUGGACAGACUUCCGCUUCCAUCCCUGAAGCGACUCGGGAGUUUUCGUUCUUGGAAAGGGGCGGUGACUAAAGACUCUGUAAAUUCCAAAUCCUGUAAAGAUGUAAAUUCCAAGACGUAUACAACGUGUAUGUUAGCCAGAUUACUUUUUAAAAGAUCUUUUAUUUUACGUUUUGUUUUUGGUCUUAGACUGUAGGGGUUUUUUUUUCUUUUGUUUUUAAUCUUUGCUACGUGGAAGUGCAGGGACCAAAGUGUUUUAACCUCUUUUUUUUUCUUCCCAAACCCGUCGUGCUAUAGUUUGAUGAUAAGGUUUUAACAAUAGUUACUCGUCCUUGUAUAAUAGUGUCUUGUCCUGCUCCCUCCUCUCCAUCCACCUGUGAAAGUUCUACGAUAUAUAUAUUUUUUUUCUCUUUGUCUACAUACAUUUUAAAGUCCUGUAAAUACAGUAAAGAUACAUUUUGUAGCCCCCCUCCCCUCGGUUGUGGAGGGCACCCGUCAGCUUUUGUUUGAUCAUUAAGUAGGUUCUCUUGGAACUUGCAAGAAGAAAUAAGAUUAUCUUGUUUUCCAGCAGGGGUCGAGCAUUGGGUUUUGGAGACAAUGGGGCGUAUUUAUCAAGAGGUGAAAUAUAUAGUGAAUAAAGUACCCCCUAUUGUAAAAUAUAAGGAUAUUAUUAGUUACCCGGGGGUUCCAUGACCCUAUAAAAUGACGAGGCUGAGUGUUUUUAUACAGGUCAUGGAACGCCAAGGUUACUUCUAAUAUCCUCAUAUUUUGCAACUGGGGGUACUUUUAUUUAUUAUAAUACACAAGUUUUAGAGAGUCAUGUGAGAGAAAUGACAUCACUACUCACUGUUUAUAACUGAUGACAUCACUAGUCACCGUUUAUAAGGAUAUACUUUACAAGAUAUUCAUGGCUUUUGUGUAUUAUAGUUUGAUCUAUCGCUCUCUCUCUCUCUUUUUCUCUCAAUCUCGAAUUGUAGGGGAUUUUAAGAGACAUAUAUGAUGGGUUGCCCUUUGAUAAAUAUGCCCCUAAGGGCAGAGACACGCGCUCCGAUUCUGGGAGAUUGUCACCCGGCGAUAAAUCGCCUCUUCUUCCGGGCGACAAAUCUCCCCGAACUGCUUCCCGCCGGCUAGAAUCUAAAUCGCUUUGUAUUCCACAGUUGCCCAACAUUUCCUCAUGAAGCAAUUUCAUGCGACUUAGGCAAACGAAGCGCAAUGAAUGCCAAUGACAAAUAUCUUCCUCGGGGGCGACUACAUCUCCCCGAACUGCCUCCCGCCGGCUAGAAUGUAAAUCGCCGAUGGGAGGCAGUUUGGGGAGAUUAGUCGCUCCAAAGAAGAGGAGAUUUGACUCUGGGCAACUAAUCUCCUGGAAUCUGAUUGUGUGUCUCUGCCCUAAAACUUCUACACAAGGGAACAGAGUAAUGAGAUUUACCUUUUGAUAAAUAGUCUCCACUGAGACAGAUGUAUAACAACAUUGUGGCAAAUUUUAUUCUGAUACUACAGUUUGCUUUUAUUGAUAAUGUGAUGAGAAAGUUAUAAUCAAAUGUUUCCUUGUUACACAUUAUUUUAUAAGUCUUUACUUAUCUUUUACUAUCAGUUGAGUGCUAAAAAAAAAAAAGGGGGUAACUUUCCCAUCAAGCAGUGACCGUCUGCUCAUACCCCUGUGUGGGUGGGUAAGUCACAUUAAUGGUGCUUUGUUGCAGACAUUGUCCAUCAAUUGUGUUGUACGGUGACAGCUAGUGUGUUGCCCAAACGCCAGUUUAUUGUAGUUUGUGUUACUUCCGUAUGAUCUAUGGCUUGAUAAACAUCGGCUCACAAUUAGAUAAGACUUUCAUCCAGAGCUUUACACGAGUCUCUUAUAGUGAAUUUAACUGAAGAUUUCACGGUGCCUGUAGGAGGCUGUCGGGCGACAUAAAGUUCCCGUAUAUAAACUAAAUAAAGUACUAAUGGGAAUUUAAAUCCCCUUGCUGCAGGUGCACAACCAUAACUAAAGGCUUUCUACACCUAGGGACUGAUUUAUUAUUUAUUGAUAUCUGUGUGAUGCAUCUGGGAGUCAUGAUGUGGAUAGGAUAUGGGGGUGAUGCAUCUGGGAGUCAUGAUUUGAAUAGGAUAUGGGGGUGAUGCAUCUGGGAGUCAUGGUGUGGAUAGGACACGGGGGUGAUGCAUCUGGGAGUCAUGAUUUGAAAGAAUAUGGGGGUGAUGCAUCUGGGAGUUAUGAUGUGGAUAGGACACGGGGGUGAUGCAUCUGGGAGUCAUGAUUUGAAUAGGAUAUGGGGGUGAUGCAUCUGGGAGUCAUGAUGUGGAUAGGACACGGGGGUGAUGCAUCUGGGGAGUCAUGAUUUGAAAGAAUAUGGGGGUGAUGCAUCUGGGAGUUAUGAUGUGGAUAGGACACGGGGGUGAUGCAUCUGGGAGUCAUGAUUUGAAUAGGAUAUGGGGGUGAUGCGUCUGGGAGUCAUGAUGUGGAUAGGUGUUCGUACACAUGGGUGCAGCUGUGCAUUUCUUUAUACGGAUACCCAUGGCAAAUGAGUGUGUUCGACUGCUCUCAGAUAAUGCGCCAUGUUGUUAACACUUUCCUGUCUGUACGAAAAUUAUUAAAUUACUGCAGUCUGUUUAGGGUUCUUCUACUCCCCUAAUCUCCCCGCCACAAUUUUAGUAAUGGGCAGUUACCCAAGUCAUGCUGGAUACACAUUCAUUUAUAUAUCUUUGUAGCACUUAUAAAUCCUCAUGUUGUAGCUCGCUCAUUGCAGAAAACAUACCCCGUUGUGAAAGCAGAGUUUAUUAACUCUGUUUUGUGCAUGGAACGUCCCCUUCUGCUUAUUCGUAUUUGUGCAUUAAUGGUGCUGCCUCGGCUAAGGCAUUGCAGUUUUAGGCAUAUCUGCUCGUAGCCACUGGCAAUGAUAAUCUGCUACAUUGAAGAACCAGUUAAGGCAACAUGGCAGCUUCCACUCAACCUGUAAAUGAAUGUUCUGUGUUCACAAUAAGCUUCACUCACUUUUAGCCUAUGUACCAUGAAUCAUAAAUGACGUAUAAAUCGCCAAUAGUUUAAAUGUAAAUAAAUAAGAAUCCUAACAGAUAAGAGACAGAAUUUGUUUGGAAAAUUCUAAAGGUGCUUCAUUGAUGGGCAGUGGCUUCUCAUCACAAGUGUAAUCUGUAUAUUCUAUCUAGAUAUUUUAUCUGAAGCUGCUUUAGGAAAAAUCCUAUCCCUUCCUUUACUUACUAUAUAGCACUUACCUGUCUGUAAGAAUUAAGACCGUUUUUUUCAGUUAAAAGUCGACUGUCGUUAUUGUUAAAUUUCCCAAUAUUUGCUUUCUGAAUUUGCUUGGGAUUUACAGUUCUAACUCAGCAUUUUAGCUCUGAGAAUGAUAUUGGAACAGCAUUUUGGUUAUGGAGGGUGCUUUAAAUUGCAUCAUACAAUGCGGGGCUGCACCUUAGAAUUAGAAAGGAAAAAAAAAAUAUGUGCGGCGAAAGAUUAUGACGCAGAAUGCGCUGGUUUCUUUAUCUGAAUUGGUUAAUAAUUGGGAUGCACCGAAUCCACUAAUCGGGAUUUGGACGAACCGAAUCCUAACGCUGGCCAUACAGGGGCUGAUAAAAGCUGCCGACAGACCGAGACGGGGCCCUCCGGCGGGAUCGAUAUGUGGCCGAAAGUCGGGGCAGAUGUCGAUCAGGCAGGGUUAAAAAUCCCGUCUGAUUGCGUCCGGAUCUGUUUGUUGGUGCAGUCCCGCGAUCCAACUGCCCGUUUUGCCUACAUCAUGAUCCAAUCGUUGGGCCCUAGUGGCCCUAAAUGGGGGCAUAUCGGGGAGAGAUCUGCUCGUUCGGUGAUAUUGCCAAAGAUCGCUACGUGUAUCGCCACCUUAAUUUGCAUAUUCAGAUUAGGAAUGGGAAGGGAAAAAGUGGGAAAAAAAACCCAUUUUUUUUACUUCCUUUCUGAUAAAAAUCAUGAGAUUUCCCUUCCUGUGUUAUUGUUACACUGAAAAAGGAAAGCGUUUUUAAAAAUUUGGAUAAAAUGGAGUCUGUAGGAUAAGGCCUUAAAAAAAAAAAAAAAAAAAAAAAAAAAAAAGUCGAGAUUUCUCUUCCUGACCCUUAUUUGCAUAUGCAAACAAAGGUUUGGUUCGGACAGGCAUGAUGAUUCGGCUGAAUCCAAAUCCUGCUGAAAAAGGCCAAAUCCUGGCCGAAUCCAAAUCCUGGAUUUGGUGCAUCCCUAGUAUAUACACAGUAUGUUGGGGGGGGGGCCCCUAUGCUCAGGAAAGUGUCAGCAGCCCAGUUCAUGUGCUGGGAAUCUGCAGAGAAGAAGAUGGGGAGCUACUGGGGUAUUUUUGGAGGCUGGUUCAGAAGCCACAAAACAUAGGUACAGGUAUGGGAUCCGUUAUGUGGAAACCAGUUAUCCAGAAAGUUCCGAAUUAUGGAAAGGCCGUCUCCCACAGACUCCAUUUCAUCCAAAUAAUCCAAAUUUUUCAAAACUAAUUCCUUUUUCUGUGUAACAAUAAAACAGUCGCUUGUACUUGAUCCCAACUAAGAUAUAAUUAAUCCUUAUUGGAAGCAAAACCAGCCUAUUGGGUUUAUUUAAUAUUUACAUGAUUUUCUAGUAGACUUAAGAUAUGGAGAUCUAAAUUAUGGAAAGAUCUGUUAUCUGGAAAACCCCAGGUCCUGAGCAUUCUGGAUAACAGGUCCCAUACCUGUAUAGCCUUUGAAAUUCUGUGUUUGGGUUUAGUUUUCCUUUAAGCUCAGAGAAUCCUGCCCAACAAAUUCAAGUGCACCCCCCAAUGCAUUUUCUCUUCCAAUCACAAGAGACCCUUAAAUGUUUGCACUUUGCUCCGUUUCUGGUUUGUACUGGAAAAAUGACCUAAAAUGAGACGUGUGUGUAAUAAAUAUAGAUUUUUGUUUGCGUUUGACGGCCGCCAUGUUUUUAACUUGCUGCUGAAUUAGACAGAAUUGUAAUCUAUUGUUUUCCUUCCUACCCUGGAGUUCGUUUUCUGUAUAAAUCUUUUUCUUUUCGUGAAACCACUUAUGCAGGAUAUUAUUGGAGUUCUACUACGACUCUCCCUGCGAGUUUUAUUAGAAGCUUUAAAUUUUGCACAUUUUUUUUGUUCCUUUUUUCUUUUGCUCCAAAGCAGUUGCACAAUGUUUUUAGACUUUUUUUUCUUUUUGGUAGAAUUUCGAAUACAAGUGAAAACUAAAAAUCCCUACCCUGAUUAUCGGUACAGUUAGGGCAAGGCCAGACAUGGCGUUUUUACGUUGCGUUUUUCAGCACGGAGGUUUCCUUUCC